CAUGAGGUCGGUGGCCGCUCUCCUCCUGGUGGGGAUGCUCAUCCUCUGGGCAGAACUGCCAACAGGCAGCGCCUGGUCCUGCCCACCCGUCCGCAUCACCUGCGCGCUGCACAACCCGCCGAACCGGUGCUUCAACAACCGGCAGUGCCCCCGGUUCAAGAGGUGCUGCCCCACCUUCUGUGGCAGGAAAUGCAUCUCGAAGCCAUCCGGCACGCAUAUCGUGUGAGCUCCUGCUCCCAGGACAGAUCGAGGGCCAUCUCAGCAUCCCCACGCCACCUCCGGCCCCAGCCCAUGCUCAGGCCACCUCGGCCCCAGGAUCACUCCAUAACAGCUGCUGUGCAGUGCUAUGUGCUACCUGCCUGCCCUCUCCCUCUGCUUCUCCACUGCUGGUUUACCAAAUAAAAGGCUUGUCUCAGA
Myiozetetes cayanensis is the source of this 417-nucleotide messenger RNA. Its product is annotated as caltrin-like protein 2. The coding region runs from base 2 to 226 and encodes 74 amino acids. The transcript is spliced from 3 exons. Gene Ontology annotation, cellular component: extracellular region. Lineage: Eukaryota; Metazoa; Chordata; Aves; Passeriformes; Tyrannidae. The record is from RefSeq and is a predicted model, not a curated record. Gene Ontology annotation, molecular function: peptidase inhibitor activity.